CAGCAGCGCUUACUCCCAAAGGGGGAAAGCGUGCGUAAAAGGAUCGCCGCCUCGGAUUCCUUUUUCCUUCCCCGCGCCGCCUCCAGCCAUGCUUACCCACGCCUCGUGCCGGUGAUUGGAGGCGAGGCAGCCAGCUGGGGGUAUAUGCGAGAAGGGGGCGGAUAGGUGCCUCCUGGAAGAGGAGGAGCGGCGGCGGCGGCAGUGGAGGGAAGGUCAUACCGCUUUAUAGAAAGAGGGGAGGAGAAAAGGAACCGCUCCAAUUGCCCGCUGUGUCUACUGAACCGGGCGGGGGGUAACGCUCUUGAUCAACCCGUUCCGCCUUUGGCGCUUUUUCUGGAUUUGCCUCUGCCACGCGCGGGCGCGCUUUCUUCUAAUUCUUCAAAGCGUUGGAGCAGAGGGCGCCGCGGGGGGCGGGGGAGUGAGGCGUGGAGGUGAGAAAGGGAGCCGGGCGCGCGAUUGGACACUCCGCGUUCUAAAGAGGCUGCUCGUUACUCAGCGUUCCGAAAGGCUCGGCCGAGCAUUCCAAUCCGCAUCCGGCGCUUCUCUCCUCCGCCUCCUCGCGCUCCGAAAGCCGCAACUGAACGUUCUAAGAACGCUCCCCCUCGACGCGUUCUAAGAGGAGGCGCCGUUCUUUCUUUGCUGAGCGCGCGGUGGAAACAGCCUUUUAUUAUUUUUUUCCUCCUUCUCUUUUCGCGACCGCCCCCUCGCACGAGGAAUCCGAGCAGCGGUCGUUGCAGUUCCGUUUACUCCCCCCCCCCCGCUCCCUUUUCAGUUCCCCUUCCCUCCUCCUCCUCCCUGAGCCUUUUCUCCCGCAGAGCCCAGCGGCCAUGGAGGGAGUCGGCGCGCUGCUGGCCGGCUGCCCCACCGCCGGCCUGGCCGGGGGCCUGGGGGUGACUGUGUGCGCUGCUGCCGGCGGAGUCCUGCUGUACAAAAUCGCCCGGAGGAAGAAACCCACCCACAUGACUGUGAAUUGCUGGUUCUGCAACCAGGACACCGUGGUUCCGUACGGGAACCGGAACUGUUGGGAUUGCCCCAACUGCGAGCAGUACAAUGGCUUCCAAGAGAAUGGAGAUUACAACAAGCCGAUCCCAGCUCAGUACAUGGAGCAUCUGAACCACGUUGUCUCUGGGGCCGGCGCCUUCUACGACCCCACCAAGCCCCAGCAGUGGGUGAGCAGCCAGGUCCUUCUCUGUAGGAAGUGCAACAACCAUCAGACCACGAAGAUUAAGCAGCUGGCAUCCUUCACACCCAGGGAGGAGGGCAAGUACGACGAGGAGAUUGAGGUGUACAAGCAUCACCUGGAGCAGACCUACAAGCUCUGCCGUCCUUGCCAGGCCGCAGUGGAGUACUACAUCAAGCACCAGAACCGGCAGCUCCGCGCCCUGCUGCUUCGGCACCACUUCAGCCACCGGAAGACAGACAAGACCUACAUGCAGAGUUUUUAUGCUGCGGCUUCGUCCACCGCCACAGCCACAACCACACCAGCCCAAGUGAUUGCUCUCCGGUUCCUGGCCUUCCUCAGCUGCAUUGUUCUCGUCACGAUGGCCUUGUACGGGUCGGGCAACCCGUUCUCCCCUGAGCAUGCAACUCCUCCUGCUCCAGCAAGCCCUGGGCCAGCGAGGAACGACACUGGCUCAUCGCCACCAGCAGUGCCACCACCAGGCAACGGCACUCUCCUGGAAGUCCUCAGCUGGCAGGAAGUGAUCCAGCUGUUGCCAGAGCAAGUCGUGGAGACUCUGAGAGUGGCUUGGUCUUACGGGAAGAAUCACCAGAUUGCGGUGGUCGUCCUUGGUCUUCUGACGUGCUCCUUAGCCAUGCUGCUGGCGGGACGAAUUAGGCUUCGCCGGAUCGACGCCUUCGCCUCUGUCCUGUGGCUCCUGGUGAUGGGCUUCCACUUGGUGGAGCGCUACCUGCAGGCAGACACCCCCAGCUGGCUCGACACAGCCAAGUUCGGCACCACCUCACUGUGCUGCCUGGUGGGCUUUGCGGCUGCUGUGGCCACCCGGAAACCAACGGGCCAGCGGAGACCCCGGCCCCGAAGGUACCUCUCUGGGGAUGGUUUCUCUCCGUUUCCGUACGGCGUUGAUCUUGGCUUUCCGUCGCCUCCUUCUUCUCCCUCCAUCUUCAUCCCAACUCCUCCCAGCAUGCUUCCGCUGACCAGCCAGACGCUCUUCCGCUCACCGCGCCGGACUUCCUCUUCCUCUCUCCCUGGAAGGCUGAACCGGGCCCUAUCUCUGGGCACCAUCCCUUCUCUGGCCCGAACCGAUUCUGGCUACCUCUUCAGCGGAAGCCGGCCACCAUCCCAGACCUCUCACUCCAAAGAGUCUCCUACAUCAGAAUAUUUUUCCCUCCUCUCGGGGAGCUGUGUCUCCUCCCCUGUGCCUUCGCCAGCACCAUCCGUGGCCGGCUCCGUGGCUUCCAGCUCUGGCUCCCUGCGUUACCGACGGCCCCUCAUCAGCCCUGCCCGGCUCAACCUGAAGGGCCAGCGGCUGAUGCUGUUCUCGGCCCACAGCGAGGCCCAGCAGCAGGAGGACCUGGCCCACUCGGAGAGCAACGUUUUCGCCACAGAGCUGCCCUCCUUUCCGAAAAGGAACCUAAGCGAGCGGGGACUGCAUGAUAUGAGAGCCAUAACGGAAGCCGGGAGCAUCUGCAGCGAUGGCACUGUCAAGAAAGGGGAGAACUCGUCGCACUCGUCGAGCUGUGUGGUGGACACCACGACGAAAGGGGAGGAACUAACAGGCUGGAGGGGCCGUUUUGGCAACUCGGCGCUCCGAGGUCUCCUUGCCGUGAGCCUGACCGUCAACGCCAUCUUCACGUCAGCCUACCUCUACCAAAACCUGCGCUGAGCCAUGUUGCUGGGGACUGAUGGCCAAACCACCACCGCCACUUCCUCUUUGUCCUCUUCCAAAGUGUCGCCACACUCCUUCCAAAGAGAGAGAAGGGGGUGGCGGCGAUUCUAGGACGAGGAGGACCCAACCACUGUGCAGCCCUUCCAUCGUCAUAUCUGCCUCUUGGCCAUCCUCAAACUGCUGAUCGCAAGAGAACACCCCCCCCCCCAUCCAUCGCCACUGACCUCGCCUAGAAACAGAACACUUUCUCAUUUUAGGGAACUUUUGUGACCCAGGCUGGGUGAUGGUGGGGCUGUUUCAGCCAGUGUUGGGCUUCUCCAGUUACUUUGCACCUUUUUUUGAACCGGUUUAUCGGGAUGAGCUUGAAGAUGCUGGCCAAGGGACUUUCCUCCUCCGCUUGUUUAAUGAUGAAACGUUAGCGUUGCUGACGUCUUGUUUGCAAAAGGACCGGGAAACAUGCCAUUUUGGUCUCCGGUAGUUCCACGCCAUUUCGUUGCUUCGUUGGCCUCGUUAUCCCUAACAAGACUUCCUCUCAGUUUUCCCCUCUCUCCAGUGAGAGAAGGAGAGGGAGGACCAGCACAUUAACUCAGUUGCUCUGUGGCGUUCUUUUUCACCCUGGUUCCUUAACCACUUGCCACUCAGCUGCAGUUCGUUUAUUGGUGCUGCCAUCGUAUCUGUUUGUACUUGUUUGCAAUGUUUUGCGGAUUGGUGGAUUGUGGGGUUUUUGUUUUUUUAAAGUCAGUAUCCAGUAUCGUAACUCCAUUUUUGCCUCACGUACAGGCACCACUUCUACUGUAACAAGACGUUCUGAUGUCACUGGUACACACUCCGGCUCUCGACGGCCAGGGUGUUCGCUGGGUGUUUCUGAGUUGGAUUUUUGAGAAAUUUGCUCUCAACGUGGUGUACUAGAAAUGCCACAACUGGGAGACAAGUGGGUGUAGAAACAGGCCACUGUUUGCAGCUUCAGAGGUCUGUUUCCCGCUGCAUCUGUGACGUGUGGAUAUCUUCGUUCAAAACUUCUAUAUAUAGCCAAAAGCUGAAGUAGGUCAGGUUAAGGAAUUCUGCCUUGUGCUGCAAAACUCAAAAAUGAAAUUGGUGCUUGCUGUAUCACUUGGACUGUGUUUGGAUUGCACACAUACAAUCCAACCCGUUAGGUGGAACGGGUUACGUGACUGUACCUCUGAGCAACAAAUAAGUAAAUCCCUGCACUUAAAAAGCUAGCAAGUUGGGGAAGUUUGAACUGACACUCUAGUUAUCUGUGAGUAGGGAUUUUAUUUUAUAUAUAUAUAUAUAUAUCAAU
This is a messenger RNA of Podarcis raffonei (Aeolian wall lizard), 4149 nucleotides long. It is a transcript of the gene TMEM201, whose product is annotated as transmembrane protein 201. The record is from RefSeq and is a predicted model, not a curated record. Lineage: Eukaryota; Metazoa; Chordata; Lepidosauria; Squamata; Lacertidae. Gene Ontology annotation, biological process: nuclear migration along microtubule. Gene Ontology annotation, cellular component: nuclear inner membrane. Gene Ontology annotation, molecular function: actin filament binding; lamin binding. Bases 828 to 2846 code for a protein of 672 amino acids. The transcript has 11 exons.